AUGGCGAAGAUGGGUCUCUCGAUAUCCGUUGAUGCAAUCCAUGAUACAUUUCAGUCUCAAAUAUCAGCCCCCCAAGUUUUGGAACAAAUACCAGUUGCAAAAACUCCAAUCAUACCAGCCUUGGCAAUGGAUGUCAACAACUCAACGGUCGCAGGAAACAUUCAGGCAAUCGAGAGAUUAAUGGCGCAAGGUGGUGUCUUUGAUCCAGCGGAUGUGGAGGAUGGCGAGUCACCUGAUGUUACCGAGUAUGUGGUGCUUGUACAUGGAGAUCUGGGCACGGGUGAACGCAUUGCAUCUAUGCAGCAACGUCGGUCCAUUGAAACAACUCCGUGGCAGCGAUUCCAACAUGUAGUCUUUGUGCCUGGCUUGUUCCACUUGAAAAUGGCAGCUGCAGAUGCAAUAUGGAGGGCAUUAAUCCAGCCGAUGUCAGCGCGUCAGGAUCAGACAAGUCUGAUGCACGAUAUUGCACAGCUACGGCCACAUGAGAUAGGGAUUUUCGGAUCCAAGCCUGGGUUCCGGAUGAUGCACCAGCUCAUUGGCCAUGAUGGCAUCUGUCGGCAUUUGGAUUGUUGGCGGAUAGAAGUCGAAAAAAUGAACAAUGCUCACAAAAUGCUCGAUGACUUUGCCAUUUCUAAACCAAGCCUAGAGGAACUAAAGGAGAUUGCCAACCAACUCGCUCGAGAAUAUAUCACUACCUACAAGCUAACAUGA
Molecule: messenger RNA, 711 nt
Organism: Suillus discolor
Lineage: Eukaryota; Fungi; Basidiomycota; Agaricomycetes; Boletales; Suillaceae
Exons: 2
Coding region: 1-711 (236 amino acids)
Source: RefSeq, a predicted model, not a curated record